UUCUUUUGUCAUCUCUUUUGUCACUCUCUCUUUCUCUCUCUCUCUCCCGCUCCAUGUAGGAAUCUCUUAUCCCUUCCUUUCUCACACAAUUUCUCUAACAAUCCAACAAUCUGUGUGUCUGGUUUUUGUGCUUCUGCAAAACAGAUCGAUCAAAAAAUGAUCUCACAAUUAGCAAAUACAGGUUUAACGCUUUCGAACAAGAUCAUAUUUAGGUUUUGAGCUCUUGAUUCUAUGACUCUUGAGAGAAAAUCAUAGGAAAAAUAUCGGAAAUUUCGAGGUCUGUUUGUGUGUAGAGCAACGAUCGGUAGGUGAAACCUCUUGAUCCUUUUGAAGACUGUGAAGUUGCAGUCUUGCACAGCACUUUGAGCCUUUUCAGGUCUUAAGGAGGUGAGAUGGGUUCUCUGCAAGGACCGGUUAUUUGCCCUGCUGUCCGAGCAAAACAAACUGGGGUUCACCCUGUGCCUGUUAAUGGUCCCUUAAUGAAGGCAAAAGUACUUAGAAGUGGAUUCUGGGGAAUCAGAGGAGUCAAUGGUACUAGGAUUAAUGUGUGUCAACAACUAUGUAUGCAAAUGUACAAGAAGGUGCAAUGUAGUUUCAGUUCAUCAUCCAAUGGUAAUGGAAGCAUGGCUGAGAAUUUCAACGAAAAUGACGAAGAUUAUGUCAACUCUAGUAUAGUUGAAGCAGUUGAGGUGAAGAGUGGCCCAGAUGGUUUCAUGAUUAAGAUGAGAGAUGGUAGGAAUUUAAGAUGUGUUCAUAACAACCCGCAGAGUGGGCAUCUGCCUGAUUAUGCUCCACAUCCUGCUAUCGUACUGAAGAUGGAAGAUGGGACGGGUCUUCUCCUCCCUAUAAUUGUCUUGGAGAUGCCAAGUGUGCUGCUUAUGGCUGCCAUACGCAAUGUCCAAAUUGCUAGGCCUACCAUGUAUCAAAUUGUGAAGGAGAUGAUUGACAAAAUGGGCUAUGAAGUGAAGCUUGUUCGAGUCACCAAGAGAGUACAUGAGGCAUAUUUUGCUCAGCUAUACCUCACAAAGUUGGGUAAUGAAAUGGAGAGUGUCAGCUUUGAUCUUCGACCUUCAGAUGCCAUUAACAUUGCAGUAAGAUGCAAGGUUCCUAUACAAGUUAACAAAUAUUUAGCAUAUAGUGAUGGGAUGAGGGUCAUUGAAUCUGCGAAGGUGUCAAUUCAGACCUCUUCUUCAGAUGGCCUACUAUUUACUGAACUGGACCGGCCAAGUGGCCAGCCAUGCAUUGAAACGAAGGAAUUCAAUCUUGUGCGCAACAUGCUGAUUGCUGCUGUUGAAGAACGGUAUGGAGAUGCAGCUCAAUGGAGGGACAAACUCACUCAACUUAGGUCCAAGAGGAAUUGGAUAUAGCAGGUGUACCAAUAAGGAUGAAAAUUGUACAUAUAAACCAUUGGUCAAGUUGAUGAGGUGGGCUUCAAUUCCAGCAAUAUCAAUGGGGUCUCUGUGCCCCGUCAUGUAUGUAGAGGCUUGUGCAUAUCUGUAUAGACAGACAAUUUGACCGUUAGUCCAAUGUUGAAUUAUGUGAAACUUUCUCGUUUUUCUGACUAUAUGUAUUUCCCGUGUUUCCGUAGAUAUACUUUCUGUUCCAUGCCUCAGAUUUCUUGAUGUCUGCUCCUUCGUUGAGUUGAAUGUAUGCCUUAAGGCGACUUUACUGGUUCAUGUUUUUA
Camellia sinensis is the source of this 1684-nucleotide messenger RNA. Its product is annotated as bifunctional nuclease 2. Gene Ontology annotation, cellular component: nucleus; VCB complex. The record is from RefSeq and is a predicted model, not a curated record. Gene Ontology annotation, biological process: protein ubiquitination. NCBI's taxonomy places the organism in Eukaryota, Viridiplantae, Streptophyta, Magnoliopsida, Ericales, Theaceae. Gene Ontology annotation, molecular function: nuclease activity.